Messenger RNA from Cooperia oncophora, 1176 nucleotides. NCBI's taxonomy places the organism in Eukaryota, Metazoa, Nematoda, Chromadorea, Rhabditida, Trichostrongylidae. The record is from the annotation of a GenBank genome assembly.
AUGGGAACAGGCUCAACGAGCCAACUGGGAACGUCUUCAGAUGCUCCAACAACAGCAGCUACAACAACAAUUCCUCAUGCCACAACAACCGUGGUGGCCACGUCAUCAACCACAGCAACAGCAGAAGCUUCGUUGAAACGCCCGCGUAUCCCAGCAGUUCUAUUUCUACCCACAACAAGUGCCACCUCAGCAACAACAGCAACAACAAUUCUUCUUCCCACAGCAACAACCGUUCCAGAAUCAGCAGCAACAAUGGCCGGUUCCUCACAGCAACAACCACAAGUUCUAACCGACCACAUGACCGCAUCACCGGUCGAGAUUCUCUCCAUGCAACACAACCGCACUGUACACCUGCACAGUAACAUCGCAGGUAUUAGCACACAAGGAUUCACAGGGAGAUGCAAGAAGAAAUCGCAGUUCAUGGAAUUCAACGGCCCCUCCAAACCCAUCUGGACCGCCAUCACGCCUACACCCGAGAGCCCCGGAAACUACGAUCAUGAUGCGAUCUUCCAAGAGAAUAUGAAAAAGAUCAAUGAAAUGUCGACAACCACAGCUGCUCCGGUGACAACCGUCAAGGUCGCAGAAAUCAAGCCGGUGAAGGCCGAAAAUCCCGUCGCGAUAUUCUUUCGGUUCCUUCUUCGACGAGCUGAGGAAGAGGGAGAAAACGCGGCAGUCACCACAGAGAACGUGUUCAAGCUAUUCGAGGACAAACCGACAUCUACUGAGGCACCGAAGAUUGAGAAAGAGCCAGUAAAGGACGUGGUUGACAACGCUGCACAGAUUGACGUACCAACUGAGAAUGUCCCCAAGCCAGCUGAGGAACAGAAAGACGUACCAACUGAGAAUGUCCCCAAGCCAGCUGAGGAACAGAAGCCUGAGCCAGAGAAUAUUUUCAAGGCAGUAGAGGAGCAGAAGCCUGAGGAAGCCACAGCUGAUGUCAGAACAGAUGAGGACAUGGAGCAGAUCACUCGCCGUGCGUGUCUUGAGGGGGUCAUAGCUCUUACAGAAUAUUUCGAACAAGAAGCACAGAAGAUGCGUGGCCCUCAUCCGAAGACCGCUGUUGUAGACAGCGAAGUGCGCAAGGAGGAUCCUAAGACGGAGCAGCCACCAGCUGUCGACGUACCCGAACCACACUUCCAAGAAUUCCAGCAAGACCCGAGACUCGUUGUUGACUAA